AUGGAGCAGGGCCUGGUCACCAUCUUCAGGCCCUCCCUGCACAUCCAAGCACACACAGCCUCAGGGCGGAUUUCUGAGGGCCCCUGCAUGCCCCAGGGCUCGGAAUUGGAGGGGCCUCUGCUGGAUAUGGGCCUCUCCUGUGAGCUGAAAGGAAAUAAAGCCCGGAUCCUGACAGUCAGCCGUUGUCUGUGCUUGGACCAGGUUGGGCAGCCAGCUUUGGGUCACCUGGUGCCUGGGUUGCGAGCUCGAUCCCCCUCUAGAGAUGGGAGGUGGCUCCUCCAGGGUCAGGGGGCCUCAGAGCACUGUUCUCCCAGUUCCUUGCUGGGGCACUCUGGAUCUUGA
Messenger RNA from Pipistrellus nathusii (Nathusius's pipistrelle), 342 nucleotides. The record is from the annotation of a GenBank genome assembly. NCBI's taxonomy places the organism in Eukaryota, Metazoa, Chordata, Mammalia, Chiroptera, Vespertilionidae.